AUGAAGCAGAUGUUGUGGGCAGCUGCUAGAGCAACCACUAUACCAGAGUUUGAGAGGAAAAUGGCAGAAAUCAAGGAAGUUAAUCAGGCUGCAUACAAUUGGUUAGCUGCUAAGCCACCAACAGAGUGGACAAAGGCCUAUUUCUCAGAAGGUGUCAAGUGUGAUGUCCUGCUCAACAACCUAUGUGAGUCUUUCAACAAUGCAAUACUUGAGGCUAGAGACAAGCCCAUAAUAACCCUGCUGGAGAAGUUAAGAUAUUGGCUCAUGUGUAGGUUUCAAAAGAAAAGAGAGAGUGUGAAGAAAUGGAAAGAGGAAUAUGGGAGAAACAUAUGGAAAAUCAUGGAGCAAAACAAGAAAAUUGCUUCAAAUUGUCUAGUAACACAGUCAACAGAAGUAAUUUUCCAAGUGGACUGUCCUGGUACAGUUAGCUAUGCUGUGAACUUAAUUGAAAAAACCUGCAGCUGCAGAAGGUACCAACUUAGUGGAAUACCAUGUGGUCAUGCAUUAGCAACCAUAUGGCAAGCAGGGCAUCAAGUGAAAGAUUAUGUCUCACACUUUUACAAGAAAGAGAUGAUGGUGAAGGCCUAUGAAGGUGUCAUACACCCAAUGCCAGGACCACAGUUUUGGCCAAGAUCGGGUCUCAAUCCAAUUCAACCACCAGCUGAGACAAACCUACCAGGAAGGCCAAAAAAGAAGAGAAGGAGAGAUGUGGAUGAACCACCAGCAGCAAAUUCAACCACUUUAAGAAGAUUUGGACAAGUUCACAAAUGCAGUAGGUGUGGUGUUCGUGGCCAUAAUGCAAAAAAGUGUCAAGCUGAUCCAACUACACAGCCUGCUCAGCCAAAGAAAAGGGGGAGACCACCAUCUGCCAAUCCAACUGAUGCAACCAAGAAAAGAAAGGAAAGGUUGAUGAAGCAAAGGCAAAGGGAUAAUGCUACUGGGCUCUCUGAUAAUGCAAAUAUUUAG
Messenger RNA from Cannabis sativa, 966 nucleotides. RefSeq lists its product as uncharacterized. Bases 1 to 966 code for a protein of 321 amino acids. The transcript has 2 exons. The record is from RefSeq and is a predicted model, not a curated record. NCBI's taxonomy places the organism in Eukaryota, Viridiplantae, Streptophyta, Magnoliopsida, Rosales, Cannabaceae. Gene Ontology annotation, molecular function: nucleic acid binding; zinc ion binding.